AUGCACCGAAAAAUGGAGGAAAUAAAAGACUUCUUGCUCACAGCCAGGCAAAAGGAUGCCAAAUUUGUCAAGAUCAAGAAAAACAAGGACAAUGUGAAGUUUAAGGUUCUCUGCAGCAGGUAUCUGUACACCUUGGUUAUCACAGACAAAGAGAAGGCAGGGAAACUUAAACAGUCCUUGCCUCCCGGUUUGGCUGUGAAGGAGCUGAAGUGAAGGCAUCAUUCAAUGUUACACCUGUAUUAAAAUGUGUUUUAAAAAAA
Messenger RNA from Dromiciops gliroides (monito del monte), 260 nucleotides. Its product is annotated as 60S ribosomal protein L38-like. The transcript has a single exon. Gene Ontology annotation, biological process: translation; protein-RNA complex assembly. Gene Ontology annotation, molecular function: structural constituent of ribosome. Lineage: Eukaryota; Metazoa; Chordata; Mammalia; Microbiotheria; Microbiotheriidae. Gene Ontology annotation, cellular component: ribosome; cytosolic large ribosomal subunit. The coding region runs from base 1 to 213 and encodes 70 amino acids. The record is from RefSeq and is a predicted model, not a curated record.